GGGAGGAGAGCCUCUCCGCUUGCAAAUGAGGUUGUGAUAGCGAAGUGUGCGGGCAGACCGGUCCGUCUUCGACACCGACUCUUCCGUUUCUUUCUGUUCCUUUAAUUUUGCAAGAAUUUUUAUUGCGACUGUCCUGACUUACUUCUUGAAAACCAAUGGCAAUGGCGUGCAAUCUAUUACCCCCCGUCAAAACUGAAAAACAGAUUCUCGAAAACUCAAUGCCCGAAGACGACCCGAACAGCAACUCGGACGCAUAUCAACCGAGCAACGCAGUCGACGGCCAGCUGAAGCCAAGGUGGGGCCCACACCAUGCUGGCGCUCGAGAGCUGGCGGGACUUUACACCCGAGGGAAGCGCACCCAGGAGACGGUGUGCAUCGCCGUGUGCCUUACACUGAUGGGCUACAACCUGUUCCAGCUGAUGCUGUACUUCCAAGCGUCUCGCUGGAGCACCAUCAUCGCUGCCGCACUAUGCGGCGUUGUGACAGCAGAUUUCCUAAGUGGCCUUGUCCACUGGGCAGCAGACACUUGGGGAAGUGUGGAGCUGCCUGUCAUUGGGAAGGCAUUUAUACGUCCUUUCCGAGAGCAUCACAUCGAUCCAACAUCAAUCACGCGGCAUGACUUCAUCGAGACCAAUGGGGACAACUUCAUGGUGCCCAUUCCAGUGUUGGCCAGCAUGGCCUGGGGCUUUGCUUCCAAGCCUCCACAGGCAAUCCUGGCCACCUACCACUGGAACUGUUUCCUCUUCCUUCUGGCCCUUUUUGUGGCGUUCACCAAUCAGAUUCACAAGUGGUCACACACAUACUUUGGACUGCCACGGUGGGUGACGCUUCUUCAGGAGUGGCAUGUGGUGCUGCCGAGGCAACAUCAUCGAAUACACCAUGUGGCACCCCAUGAGACUUACUUUUGCAUCACUACCGGUUGGCUCAACUAUCCACUGGAGAAACUCCACUUUUGGCCAGCCCUGGAAGCAGUCAUCUCUGCCCUUACAGGUUGUAGGCCACGCUCGGAUGACCUCCAGUGGGCGCUCAAAAAGUGACCAUCCACGUUUCUUCUACUGACCUCUUCCAGGACUUUGUGUCCAUUGCCCUCAACAUCGCACUUGCUGCUUGCUUGACUCUGGACUCCCCUGGCUCCUGGGUGACUUCUGGACAGUUGUUUAUAGUGCAAGGUCUAGUCGGGACUUGGGGUGUCUUUUGACAAUGUUUUUAGCAGCUGCCAUGUGCAAAAAACCUUAUCCAAGUCAAAAAGCAUAGGCAUAGAAGAAAUUGUGGUAAACACUGGAUGCAAAGGUCACAUUGGCAGCCACUGCCGUUUUUGCCAAUUCUUCAAUGCCGUGCACGAUGUUGGCCUCUAACAUGCAACAUGUCGGCUUGAGGUUGCCCUACAACUUGCCAAGAUGAGGGACCUUUGUGAGUCUUUAUAAUGGACUGUGGACUGGCCCUUUUUGGGCAGACAGAUAGAAGUGGCACUUUGUCACAUUAAAGAAGAAAAGUGUAAAAUGCAAAGCAAAUAGGAGUAUUCUUUUGAGAAACAUUGCAUUUUGGGAGUUAAUGCAAUUCAGUGAGCUAAACCUCAACAAAAGCGAAGUAAUCUCCAUUUAAAUUUCUUAUACUUGUUGAGGUUCUUCUAGAGAAGUUCUGUUUAAACUGCUGCUGUUAUAUUGUUUUCUCUCCCCAUUUGAAGCAGUGCUUUUUCUCUCGCUCGCUGUAUUUACUAGUGCUACUGCACUUGAAUAUGCAUUGAUCUCACUAAAGCAAGAAUGGUCUUUGGCUAACGAUCUCUAUAUAACUGCUUUUAUGCCCAUGUCAGUGCAGGAUAAUAAACACUUUAGCCCUCUUUUUCUGUCCUUGCCAUUUUAUGCAUGUUUACAUGCCAUCAGCAACAGUGACUAGAUUUUGUGGGCAUAAAAGUAUACUGCUUAAAUACUUAUCAGCAGCUCUUCUUGAAUGACACCUUCACACUUGAAUCGGGUGUUAUUCAGCUUUGAAUAUUGUUGUUUACAUGUUGCACUCAUUAAAUUUAGUGAUCCUUUCGCUGCAGUCCUUCACUUCAACUAAACUCUGCUUCAGCAUAUCGCACUCAGUGGGCUUGAGCAAGUUGGAGCGGAAAAUUGCCUUAAGCUGGUGGUUGCAUGUAGAGACCUAUUAACAUCAGUGUACACUGCAUAAUGUAAGCCUUUCCAGAACUUGAGGUCCAAGCAAUCACUGUGAAAAGACA
Molecule: messenger RNA, 2218 nt
Organism: Rhipicephalus sanguineus (brown dog tick)
Lineage: Eukaryota; Metazoa; Arthropoda; Arachnida; Ixodida; Ixodidae
Gene: Kua
Product: plasmanylethanolamine desaturase
Exons: 5
Coding region: 156-1037 (293 amino acids)
Molecular function (GO): oxidoreductase activity
Source: RefSeq, a predicted model, not a curated record